UUCAAAUUCAAGCUCCCCUCUCAGUCUGUUUUACGUCUGUCAUCUUACAAGCCUUGUUGGACGUGUCCUACGUAUUGGAUAGAAAUGGCUCAUACAACCAUAGCUGCGACUACUAGCUGGAUCCCUCUGGCCUCUGGGUCCAACUCAGACCCUGAACGAGAGAGAGAAGCAUUGCAGGAGGAAGGGACCUCUGACGAUGAGAACGAGGAAGGUGCCGAUGGUAAUCAAGAUCUCGAAGAGGGCAUGGAUCCGGAUGGUCUUUCUGGACCAAAAGUGGUCAAGCCAUUGACCCCGGAGGCUCUAGCUGCUUUCAAGGCGGCGCAGGACCGUGCUGGGGUUAUCUAUAUAUCUCGUAUACCCCCUGGAAUGCGGCCAACGAAAGUCAGACAUCUUAUGAGUGCCUACGGUGAAGUAGGUCGUGUUUACCUCCAACAAGAAGAUCCCAGGAGGGCUUACUUGCGACGGAAAUACACAUCUACCAAGAAGCCACAUUACACGGAAGGAUGGGUUGAAUUUAAGGAUAAAAAGGUCGCCCGUAGUGUCGCUGAAAUGCUCAAUGCCCAGACUAUUGGAGGCAAGAAGGGUACGAGGUGGAGAGAUGACAUCUGGACGAUGAAGUACUUGCCUAAAUUCAAAUGGAACAUGCUCACGGAGCAAGUCGCUCACGAAGCUGCGCUGCAUACAGCAAAACUGCGCGUAGAGUUGUCUCAGUCUCGGGCAGAGCAGCAGGAUUACUUGAAGAAUGUAGAGCUUGCCCGUGUCUUAAACAAACGUGCGGAAAAGAAGAGGGAAAAGGGGGAAGAGCUGCAGUUGAAGGAGAGACCUCGCAAACGAACUGCAGAGGGUUCGACUGAACAGCGGAAAAAGACGAAACUGAGUGAAAAAUCAGAAGAUAUGGACAAGGUAUUAGAUAGUAUAUUUUGAUUUAUCUUGGUUUCCUGGAUGGAUGUGGAUCGCCCAUUGCCGACUCCCUUAUGAAUUAAAUAAAUAACUAAUUUCUGCGC
Messenger RNA from Guyanagaster necrorhizus, 1004 nucleotides. RefSeq lists its product as uncharacterized. The coding region runs from base 85 to 924 and encodes 279 amino acids. Gene Ontology annotation, molecular function: RNA binding. The record is from RefSeq and is a predicted model, not a curated record. Gene Ontology annotation, cellular component: nucleolus. NCBI's taxonomy places the organism in Eukaryota, Fungi, Basidiomycota, Agaricomycetes, Agaricales, Physalacriaceae. Gene Ontology annotation, biological process: small-subunit processome assembly; endonucleolytic cleavage in ITS1 to separate SSU-rRNA from 5.8S rRNA and LSU-rRNA from tricistronic rRNA transcript (SSU-rRNA, 5.8S rRNA, LSU-rRNA); endonucleolytic cleavage in 5'-ETS of tricistronic rRNA transcript (SSU-rRNA, 5.8S rRNA, LSU-rRNA). The transcript is spliced from 3 exons.